Entrophospora candida is the source of this 1860-nucleotide messenger RNA. NCBI's taxonomy places the organism in Eukaryota, Fungi, Glomeromycota, Glomeromycetes, Entrophosporales, Entrophosporaceae. The record is from the annotation of a GenBank genome assembly.
AUGUCUAACAACAAUUCAUUGCCUUGUAUUCAAAAGUUAAAUCAAUUAAAUGAAUCAGCAUGGCUUGCGAUGGGUGCUGCUGCCGAAUUGUUGCAAGAAUAUGAUAGAGCAAUGAGUGCGUAUGAAUCAGCCUUGCGACAUAAUGCUUAUUCUAUUACUGCUUUACAGGGUAUUGCCUCACUUUGUCGGGGAAGAGAACAGUUUCCAAGGGCUAUUGAGUAUUUUCAAAGAAUUUUAAAUAUUGAUGCAAGGAAUGGUGAUAUUUGGGGAUCUUUAGGUCACUGCUAUUUGAUGAUGGAUGAGUUACAAAAGGCAUAUGGUGCAUAUCAACAAGCAUUGUAUCAUUUACCCAAUCCUAAGGAACCUAAACUCUGGUAUGGGAUAGGAAUACUUUAUGACCGUUAUGGUUCACUUGAUCACGCCGAAGAAGCUUUUUCUCAAGUCAUAAGAAUGGAUUCUAAAUUUGAAAAAGCAAACGAAAUCUAUUUUAGAUUGGGGAUCAUUUAUAAACAACAACUAAAAUACGAACAAAGUUUAGAAUGUUUCAAAUAUAUUUUAAAUAAUCCGCCAAGACCUUUGACAGAAGUUGAUAUUUGGUUUCAAAUCGGACAUGUGUAUGAACAACAAAAAAACUUUACUACUGCCAAAGAAGCUUACGAACGCGUUCUAAUAGAUAAUCCUACCCACGCAAAAGUAUUACAACAACUUGGUUGGCUACAUCAUCAACAAAGUCCUUUCAGGGACCAAGAUAUGGCAAUCACUUAUUUAACUAGAUCUUUAGAGUCAGAUGGCAAUGAUGCACAAGCUUGGUAUUUCCUUGGACGUUGCUACAUGGCUCAACAAAAAUACGGCAGAGCGUACGAGGCUUACCAACAAGCAGUUUUUCGUGAUGGAAGAAAUCCAACAUUUUGGUGUUCUAUUGGUGUUUUAUACUAUCAAAUAAAUCAAUAUCGUGACGCGUUGGAUGCUUAUAGUCGAGCAAUUCGUUUAAAUCCAUACAUUAGUGAAGUAUGGUACGAUCUUGGCACAUUAUACGAAUCGUGCAACAAUCAAGUAAAUGAUGCGUUGGAUGCAUAUCAGCGAGCUGCUGAAUUAGAUCCAACAAACCCUCAUAUAAAACAAAGAUUACAGAUGCUUAGAAAUCAACAAACUCAAGGUGGCCAAACAACUGCGCCGAUUCCUCAGGAUAUAAACCCUCAGGCUUUUCAACAACAAACAAAUUUUAAUUCAAUGUUUGGAAAUAAUCCCGGACCAUUAUUAGGUUCUAGCUCCUCAUCUUCAACUUUAAUAUCUAAUACACCACCACCUUUAGCCCUUUCACCAACACCAACUCAACCCACUCCUUCGUUAAUACCUCCAAUAUCAACUCAUCAUAUUCGUGACUCAACAAGAUCUAAUUCUCCACCACCACCACAAUUGCCGCCUCCAAUACAAGGACCAUCAUCUCCUUCAUUGGUAUCUAUAUCUCCGCCUCCACAUCCCCCACAAUCUCAACAACAACAACAAAAUUUGCCACCUCCUACUACUGCUUCCAAUACUACUUCUUCAAUGGGAUCUUCGUCUCCUCAUAUACGUGAACCAAACAGAUCAAAUUCACCAAGCCCUUCACCAACUCAACCAUCACAACAAAGCUCUUCUUCUAUAUCUAGUUCUCCACCCCCACCUUCAUCACUUUCACAAUUACCACCUCCGUCUACACAACGUUCAUCCCCUCCUCCAUUAGUGUCUCCAUCAUCGCAACAACAUCAUCACCAUGUUAAUGAAUCAAAUAGGGCUAAUUCUCCUCCACCUCCACCCAGCAAUACUUCUACUAAUAGUAAUCAGCAUUCUCUUAAUAGUAUUAUGUCACCGCAUGACUAA